AUGUUUCGUCGUGCAGAUGCUCGACUUUUGUGUCUGAUUGUCGCCACUGGCGCAGCAACGGAUCCAUUCGUGGCUUCCACAUGGCUCACGCUGCUACUAGCAGCAGUGGGUGACCAUCGACGUCUACUUAGGGCGCGUCUACCCAACAAAAGAUUGGUAGUUCAUUGUGGCAGUAACGGUUUGGCCUGCAAUGUGGUGUUUGAUAUGCAGAUGAGUUGCUGA
Messenger RNA from Closterium sp. Yama58-4, 222 nucleotides. The record is from the annotation of a GenBank genome assembly. Lineage: Eukaryota; Viridiplantae; Streptophyta; Zygnematophyceae; Desmidiales; Closteriaceae.